AGUCUGGGUCUACAGAUCAUACUGGGGAGAAUAUGAGCUCACGGGAAGCCAUCAUAACCAAGAUCCCGAGCCCCAGGACUGCAGCAUCCACUGCGUGCCACCCACAGUGGUAGUCCUUCAGCAAGAUGCUUGCCGGCAGUACAAGGACCAGGCAGUUAAAUAUCACCUGUGACAACUCAGUGGACGGGGAGGUCUUCCUCCAUUACUCUCUCAUCCCAUCACUCUUCAUCAUUUUGGUCUUGUCUUUCCUCCAAAGACGAGCGCAUCGGAGACAAAGAGAUGACACCUCCUACCUCUUGGGGAACCACUUUGGAAUCAUCGUGCCUCUGGACUUCGUGGGGACUUUUAGUAACCGAUGGUCCUAUGGAGUGGCCUUUGGGGCCACAGCCAAUAAGGUCAUGUUCUUGUUCUCAGAAGGCUACCAGCCCCUGAAGGUUCCGCAGUGGGCCCAAGCCUUUGUGCUUCUCAUUGGGGGCAUAGAAGUUGGCCUCUCCUACUUCCCCUUCUUUGCCUGCCUAUCCUCAGAGUUCCAGCUGGUCAGCUCCAUCCUGGGCUUCGGCUACUCCCUGACGUGGUUUGUGGUUACUGUUCUUCGGAUCUCACAGUGUCCCCAUGGGCAGUUUCUCGGGAGGUUUGAGACCCUCAUUUUCUACUGGCCCUCACUGUUGUGCCUGGGCUUCCUGCUGGGUCGUUUCCUGCACAUGUUCCUUAAGGCUCUGCCUAUCCACCUGGGCCUGGCGCCUCAGACAGAAGAAAAGUCGAUGCUGGAGGCCCACCAGGCAGAACACGUGAAGCAGCUCUUGAGGAAGCCCCGCCCACAAGAAGGAGAUAAGUCUUGGUUUCAAACCAGGGUGUAUGAGUGGGACCCCUGCUUCCAGUUCCCCAGCAGGAUGAUCGGGACCCUCGUGCUGGCCUUCAUCUGCCUCUACCUUUUCAUCGUCAUUGAGUUUUGUGUGUUUCUACAUGUGAGAGAUCAGCUGGACAUGUUUGAGGACAAGCUGGAGGGCUACCUCACCAACAUGAACGAGACAGGGACCUUGACCCCAGUCAUCCUACAGGUGAAAGAACUGAUCAGCGUCUCUAAGGGUGUCUGGGUGGUGACCAUUUUGCCUGCUGCCCUCACGUGUGUCACCUAUCUCUUCCACAUUUUGGCCUGUUACAGAAAGCAUAUGAAGAGGCUGUGGGCUGGAGACAAACACUUCCUCCCUCAGAAGUUCCAUAGUCCCUCUUCUGCAGCGAGUGUGGUGGCCAUUGCAAGGUACUCUGGCUGGCAAAUAGCCUACAUCCUCUGGGGCUACCUCAUCAUCCAUGUGGUCCAGAGCCUCUGUGGUAUGAUGCUCAUGUACGGCCUGGUGUUGCCUGUCAUCCACCACCGAGGCCUGGAAAUGCUGCAAGGGCUUGGCCUUGGAGUCCUCACCCUAUCCAUAGCCGUGGGCCUUAUAAUCCUACAAGUGUGGAUUGCUGGCACAUUCUUCCUGCAGCCCAAGCUGGGCACGGCCGACAAGCAGAAGCCCCUGGCUCUCAACAACAGGAGAGCCUUCCACAACUUCAACUACUUCCUGUUCUUCUACAAUGUGCUGCUGGGCCUGGGUGCCUGCCUCUCCAGGCUGCUCAUCAGCUGCCUCCUGGGCACAUGGCUGAUUGCACGCAUCGACAGGACCAUCAUGCAGAGCGGCUAUGAGGGUGCAGACAUGGGCUUCGGUGCAUGGAUUGGUAUGCUCUUUGUGGACCACUACCACACCAACCCUGUGUUGGUCAGCUUUUGCCACAUUCUGAUCACAAGCCACAAGGAUGGGAAGCUACAGAAGACUGUGAAAUACUGGUACCUGAACCAGUCAGCAGGUCCCCGAUUCUCAGCCAGAGCCAGAACGAGAUGGUUCCUGCUGCAGACGCUCAUCAACAAUCCCAGGCUCGUCAUGCUUAGAAAAUCAAAAUCAGGUCAUAGUUCAGGAGAGUUCACACAGAUUCUGCUGACCUGCUCAGACUGCUGAUUGGGCCACCAGCUUCUGCUCCCAGGCCAGGCCAUCCCCUCUCAUGAAGGUCUAGCUUAACUAGCAGCGAUUCCCUACAAUGGGACAGGAUGACAUGUCAUGCACAUGAUAGACAGCACUGACCGCUUGUGGGAUGGUCAUAUAGACCAAUGGUUUAAAUCUAGAAUGAUCUCAAUCCCUUGGCAAAAAAGAAAAACAAUAUGAAAAGCAAUGUCUGUGAAGCAAAUUUUGCCCAUCAGUGACCUCCAUUAUUUGUGGGAAGCCGCCAUGGGGGUCACCUGUUAGGAAGCAUGAAAUAGAGGCUGGAUAAAUGAGAGGGCUCAGGGGCUAACUGCACUAGAUUUUACUUGACUGAGGAUUCAAGUUUGGUUCCCAGCAUCCACACUGGGCAGCUCGCAAGUGUCUGUAACUCUAGCUCCAAUGGAUCUGACCCAUUUCUGGCUUCUUCAGGUACUUGCACAAAUGUGGCAGACACAUAUACACAUAAGUAAAAAUAAUUAAAAACAUGAAUCUGUAAAACAAUUCUUUUAAAAAAGAAGUAUGAAGUGAACUUUCUGCCUCAAGGCCUACUGGGAAUAGAAUCAGAUGAUCCAGGCCUUCCUCGUAAAGAUAGUCUGAGUCUAUCUGUGGGAUCACCUACGAAAGCCAAGCAGAAGUGGAAUAGGCCUGCAUUCCAGGUGGAGAGCAGGAACACUGAGUCUGUGUGAGCAGGAGACCCAAGGCAUUUAGAUGAUGCUGUUCAUGUUGGGUACAGAUGCUGAAAGACCGUGAAGCUAAUAAGACACACGUGUCAGGCUGGGAGGUGUGGCCAUUGUCCUUAUGCAGAGCUCAGUACUACCCAAAUGGCCCAGGACAGAUAUGCUCUGGCCAUUGAAAGUCUCUCCUGAGCCCGAACGAGUGCUGUGAGUCAUAUAGACCCAAAAUCUUGAGAGCUCGCACCCAGUUGCUGUGUAAACUUGGUCCUGCUGGUGCAUGCGCCAGGGUUGUUACUUUUAGCUGAGUCUUUAUGACAGCUCUUUGACAAUUUGUUUUGAGAAGCUAGGAAAAUUAAGAGCCCCUUCCCCACCCCAUACACAACACACGUCGCUUUCUAGCUCUGUGGCCAAACAACUUUGUCUUUCUCUAUUCACCGAUAUCUAUAUCUGCAAAAGGGGCCAACAUCCCGCUCCAUGUAUUAUCCUGAGGAUCAAAUCAUUCAAAGCACACAGAUUCAUGUAAGCUUGUGCCUGACACUCGAAACUCUCAAAAGCAGAGAUUCAACUUUGGUUGUCUCUAUGGUUUGAGUGUAAACAGUGUCUCCCAAAGACUCCCUGUUAAGACUUUGGUCCCUAGGAUGGCACCAUGCAGGGGGUGGGACCUUUAGGAGUGGUCCUUAAGUCACUGGAGGCAUGUCCUUGGAGGAGAUCAUGGGGCUCUGGUGGUUUUGUUUCUUAGCUGACGGGAUGAGCGUUUUUGUUUACUAGACAUUCCUAUCACACAUGACAUGAUGCCUCAUUAGAAGCCAAAAUCAAUGGGACAUUUCUUCGUAGACUGUGACUUCCAAAACCAUGAGCUCAAAUAAAUUUUUUUCUCUCCAUACA
Grammomys surdaster is the source of this 3571-nucleotide messenger RNA. RefSeq names its product stimulated by retinoic acid gene 6 protein-like. Gene Ontology annotation, biological process: vitamin A import into cell. NCBI's taxonomy places the organism in Eukaryota, Metazoa, Chordata, Mammalia, Rodentia, Muridae. Gene Ontology annotation, molecular function: retinol transmembrane transporter activity; signaling receptor activity. The record is from RefSeq and is a predicted model, not a curated record. The transcript has 18 exons. The coding region runs from base 126 to 1991 and encodes 621 amino acids. Gene Ontology annotation, cellular component: plasma membrane.